Clonostachys byssicola is the source of this 1590-nucleotide messenger RNA. Lineage: Eukaryota; Fungi; Ascomycota; Sordariomycetes; Hypocreales; Bionectriaceae. The record is from the annotation of a GenBank genome assembly.
AUGGAAGAGAAGAGUAGAUCCGAUCCCAUUUCUCUAUUGAGUCUGCCGCCUGAAAUUCAAUCCAAGAUCUGCUCAUGCCUAGCUCAGUCAUUUGAGCAGUCAGCCCUUAAUGCAGUGCUCCGGACCUGCAAGCAGCUCUACGAGAUCGCCCUUCCGCAUUCCGUGAGCUUUUACCAGAACAAAUCCUACCGUAUUGAUGACUGCGGCUCGUGUUCCCGGGCCCGCAAUGUGCAGUUCUUACGGUAUAUCCUCAUUCAAAGACCUGAGCUCUCUAGAUACGUAAAAACUGUCAUCUUCGGCAGCUUUUCGCCGGACAGCCCAAAGUUCGAGCACCCCAGGGAUACAGCGCACCCGGACGACACCAAAAGUACCAAAGCGGAGGUUGGAGUCUUUCGGGAGACGAUACAAAGGAAGCUGGGACAAUUCGGCCUUGAGAGGUUUCCUUGGUAUGAUUCAUGGGUGGGGGAAUGGCUAGAUGGUCUCGCGCAGGGCACCACUGAUGCUCAGGUCACUCUAAUUCUGCUUAUAUGUCCAAAUAUCGGGACACUGCUGUUCGAGCGGCCCAGGGGAGCUCCGGUUUUCAUUCGUUUCCUAUUUGUGGUUGGCCUUUUAUCGAAUGCGAUACCUGGAGGGCAUUAUCCUGAAAUGCCCAGCAGUGUCCCACUUUGGAACGUCCAAGACGUGUAUCAUGAGGCAAAUAUUGUAGACGUUCACUACAAUGAUUUUGCCGCACAUGCACAGCCUCUCUUUUUCCUACCUCGCCUCCGAUUCUAUGAGUGCAAUGUAGUUUUCGGAGGUGAUGGAGACCCCCAAGGACUAACGCUCUUGAAGCCGAGGUCUUCUCCAAUAGAGGAGAUCGUUCUACGUGCCACAGUCGUCAGUGGGCCAGUAUUGUUGGCCAUGCUGAAGGCCUGCAAAGCUCUCAAGAAAUUGGAGUACGUACAUCUCUGCACAAGGACGGCGUACAGGGGCGUGAACCCCCAGCAACUUGAAGAGGCUCUACUGCUUCACGCCGACACGCUUGAGAAUCUCUUCGUCAAUUUUAACGAUCUCCGGGACAAGCGAUGGGAAUGGGAAGGCCACACCGAUAGACUGUACAUGGGAACGAGGUUUUCUCAGCUGCAUUCUCUUAAGAGACUCACGAUCAGCAUGCAAGCUAUUACCGGAAUACUCGCCGGACCUCCUGACACGAAUACAAAUUCACCUCAGAUGCCACUCCGAGUCGAAGAGGCACCCAGUCUUAUUGAAUGUCUCCCCGAAAGUCUGGAAUACUUGAAGAUCUUGGCGUGUGGAGAAGAAAUCCAGGAAAAGGCAGCAGAGUUGCUAAGGACCGUUGAAAAGCAACAACGCUUUACAAAGCUCACUUACAUUGGCUUCUUUUUCAACCGUUGGCUGAUGGAGUCGGAAGUUGAUUUGCGUUGUGGCUCGCCGAAUGUGCAGUUGGACAUUCGCUAUCUCGAUCGAGAAGAGUACUCUGAUGGUUUGCCGCCACUGGCUCCGAAAUCAGGGUUUGGCGGUGUGCGCAACCAAAUAUCUCGUAUUUACGGUGCAGAUGCUAGACAACAAUAUCUGAUGCGCCGUGGACUGUAG